Messenger RNA from Emiliania huxleyi CCMP1516, 366 nucleotides. RefSeq lists its product as hypothetical. The coding region runs from base 1 to 366 and encodes 121 amino acids. The record is from RefSeq and is a predicted model, not a curated record. The transcript is spliced from 3 exons. NCBI's taxonomy places the organism in Eukaryota, Haptophyta, Isochrysidales, Noelaerhabdaceae.
AUGGGCACCAACCUGGCAAUCUUCGAACGCGAUCGACCUCAGAUCCCCAUGUUCGCUCUGCUCACCUCCAGCCCCGCGCUCGUCGUCUCGCCGUCGCUCGCGGUCCAGCGCGGCUUCGCUGCCGCGGCGCCCGUCGCCCUUCCCACGGUGAGUAUGUCCGCCGACUCCACGCUCGCCUCCUUCUCGGAGACGCUCGCUGGCGUCGUCGCCGUGGACGGCGGCACCAUCGGCCUCGACGUCUCCUUUGGCGCCUUCCUCGCCGUCAUCCUCGGCCUGUUCAUCCCGCCACCGCCCCAAGCCCUAGGUUGUGCGCCUGUGCUGGCGGCCGGCGCCGGCAAGCGCGUCGCGAGGCUCACCCGCCGCUGA